Molecule: messenger RNA, 1143 nt
Organism: Lytechinus variegatus (green sea urchin)
Lineage: Eukaryota; Metazoa; Echinodermata; Echinoidea; Temnopleuroida; Toxopneustidae
Product: C5a anaphylatoxin chemotactic receptor 1-like
Exons: 1
Coding region: 1-1143 (380 amino acids)
Biological process (GO): neuropeptide signaling pathway
Cellular component (GO): membrane
Molecular function (GO): neuropeptide receptor activity
Source: RefSeq, a predicted model, not a curated record
AUGGCUCUCUUAUCGCCAAUCAGCAUCUACGCUGUAAUUUUUUAUAGUCUCCAGAUCAUCUUUGGCAUUCCUGGCAACGUCCUCAUCAUCACUGUAUAUUACAAGAAGAAGCGGAAGAUAAGCACCGACAUCCUGAUAAUUGCCCAAGGUAUUAUCGACCUUGCAGCAUCCCUACUCGCACCGAUAAACAUCAUCAAUUCGGUCUCCGAUCAAUUUACAGUCAAGGUGGUUUGUCGUAUAGCCCUCUUCGGCAUCAACUCGCUAGCCUUCGCCUCUCUGUUCCUGACCGCAGCGAUCGCCAUUGACCGCUUCUUCUACGUCUGCCGGCCGUUUGGAAAGCGGACGUCGAAUAAACGCGCGCUGGUCCUGGGGGUCACCUGUUGGGUUCUCGGAAGCUCUCUGACAUGCACAAAGCUCAUCUAUGUGGAUGCAGUUACGUCCAGCCGCGGGGAAAUCACCUGUCUCGUGGUGGACGUCUAUGACUUCUUAGAUACUCUCGAGGCAUGGCUGAAGACAUCAGGUUUCGUCUUUGCUUUGGUUACGAGCGUUACAAUGUAUGGCAAAAUAUACAUGGCCAUUAGAAAGCAGGCCAAAGUACAUGCUCAGCUUACAGGGGGCAUCUCGAAUACAUUGUUCCCAGCUAAUUUUUCCCAGCCACCAUCAGGUAGUAGUGGUCUUCAAUCAUCUCCUAGUGAACCAUUGGAUAAGACUAUUACAAGCGACGUAGACCUGCAAAUAAGAAACCCAUCAAAUCACUUGCUGAUAAACAGUUCUUCUCCAAAAGACCUCUCUGGCACCCUGUCAGUUUCAGGUACCGUUGAUCAGAGGUCACACACUCAUCCUAAACCGAAUGCCUCCGGACCGAGUUGUCCCAGACCAAAGCUAUCUGACCGCGGCGAGAACAGAACAACGAAGAUGUUGAUGGCAGUGACGACAAUACUCCUUGCUUCAUGGCUGCCACCCAUUGUCUUUUUCCAUCUUCGAGACAGCACUCUGGAGAUCAUCGAGUCCUCCAUCACGGCCGAUACCCUGGUUUACAUCGGCAAACGACUACCAGGCAUCAAUCACAUUAUCAAUUACUUUGUAUAUACUCUCAUGAACAAGCGGUUCCGUAUGGAUUGCAAGCGUCUGUUUAGGAGCUAA